Molecule: messenger RNA, 716 nt
Organism: Kickxella alabastrina
Lineage: Eukaryota; Fungi; Kickxellomycota; Kickxellomycetes; Kickxellales; Kickxellaceae
Exons: 1
Coding region: 179-580 (133 amino acids)
Source: RefSeq, a predicted model, not a curated record
CUUCCGGCCCCUGCUGAGUCAAUGUGGGGGCGGAUGGUCCUCUGCUUCCGGCAACUUUGUGUUUGAUGUGCACCACUCAGCGCCUACUGGGGCUGCGCAUCCGUCUCCUGUUUUGUGUUGUCCCUUUCUUGGCCGCUGUCAUUGUUGUGGUUGAUCUGCUUCCUUUCAUCACAUAUCAAUGGUCCACUUUGACGGCCCUGAACAGCUUUGUGUGAUGGUCUUCAUCUGGAGCCAAGCCCUUAUUUUAAGUGGGGGUGGAAGCGAAGGAAGCACCCGACCAUGCGCGAGCGCUCAGCCGGCUGGGGCUGCGAGUGGACCGGAGAGUGUUGCUUUUUUGUGGAGAUUGACGAAAGCGCCGCAAGUAUUACGCGGGGCUGGUGUAGGGCAACAGUCCUGCGUUCCGUAUGCGCGUCGUAGUUGUUGCCUUGCGAGAGCAAGGCCGUACACAACAUGUACAACUCUAUUGAGUUGUGGUUUGGUAAGCUGCUUGGCUAGGCUGAGAGCCUUCAGCUUCCCCGGUGCCAGAAUCGAAGCAGCAAUUCAAGGUUGUGGGGGUGCUGGAAGGUCUAUAAUUUUUUGAAUUGUUUUAUAAUCUCUAUCCAGUACCUCCGGUGAGUAAAACGCCAAAACUAGAGAAUAAAAACAAUCCCCAGGUUUGAGAGGGUCGCGAUGUUUUUGGUUUGCAUGUCAUGUUAGUAGCUGUGGGAUUGACUGGA